CUUUGUCAGUACUUUCGCCGUCGUCGGGUUCUAACUUUAACUGUUCGUUACUCAUACGCCGUGUGGCACGUUGCGGCUUUAUCAACUUGCUAAUUGGAUUGUCUGCUGCUGUCACAACAUUGCAACAGUGGCUGCCACUGACUCCCCAAUAACUUCCUACGUUGUAAUAAUCAAUAGUUUCUUUUGUUUUGUUCAGUAACGUGUUUGUUUUCGCGCUUCUCGUCCCUUACUUUCUUUCGCGAGUGUGUGUGCCGGCGUGUGUGUUUCUGUGACAACGUGCCAGCGGCAAAACAAACGACAGCCCAACAAUAACAACAACAGCAACGGCAACGGCAACAAAUCGCAGCAAAUGCAACGACAUUUGUAACACACUUUUCCAACCGCACCAACCCAACUGGAAUACUUGGUUUUUAUUUCGCUGACAACUCUUGGGAUUUACCUAUACUGCAUCUUAAUGUCGUACAGUACGCGCCAUAAGUACUGUUCAAACCACUUGGCGGCCACAACUGCCGCUGCCCAAAGAGUUACAGCUGGCCGAUGAGCAACAUAGCGCGGACGAUACAAAGGCCACGAACAGGAUUAACGCAGACAACAACACCAACACAAGCAACAGCAACAACAACGAAGACAACGAUUACAACCUUAACAACAGCCAACCUCUGAGUCCAGCACCUAACGCGGAGGAAAUGGAGCGCCUGCGCAACAGCGGUUCAAUGAGCGGCUCACAGCAGCUGACAAAUAAACAGAAAUGGUCGUUUGGCCGAUUAUUUCGCAAGAAGAAGGACAUUGAGAGCGGCUCUUCGAGCGAAGAGGAUCGAAAGGCGGGAUUUGUGCCCGCACAGCGCCAAGGUGCAGGCAAACCGAAGACUAAGCAUUCGAAGGCACAGCGCAAAGCGCUCGGCUUCGAUCAUAUUGUGGUGCCGCCACAGCAGCAGCAGCAGCAACAACAGCAACAAUAUCAGCAACAAACUGAACCACAGGCGCAUCAUCAAUCGCAUCAGCACAUCGACAAUGAGUUCUUCUUACCAGUGGAAAUGGUGCCACAGGAGCCCUACUAUCAGAAUCAACAGCAGUACCAGCAGCGAGGCUAUUAUGGCAGUCGCUCUACCAAUUCAUUGGAUCGUCGCAUGUUGGCGGCCAAUGCCACACAUGUGCCUCACAAAUCGCGCUCGGCCCAGCGAGGUGCUCUCCAGAAGUCGGGCAGUGGUGCCCACUCGAGCGAGGAGGAGCCGGAAAUCAUUUCGCUGAACUCCUCCACCUUUUCCAAAUACCGCAGCGACGAGAGCAUUCAUAGUGGCGGACAGGCGCUUCAACAAGGCGGACAGAGUCGACGCAGUCGGGCCGCACGCAAUGAACGCUACUACAAGCGAUUGUCGCGGGAUGGUGAGCAGAGUCAUGGCGGUGUGCCGGCUCAGGUAAUGCAGGCCCAGCCGCCGGCACAGCGUUGGAAGACACAGCCGGUACCUUUGUCUAUUUAUCAGCCACCCCCACAGCAGCAGCAACAGCAAGCACAUCCGCAUCAGCGACUGCGCAACACAAGCAGCUUGCAGAAUAUGCAAACACCCUAUGUGCAAUGGCAUCAGUUGCAACAACAACAACAGCAACAGCAGCAACAACAACAACAACUUCAACAGCAGCAAAAACAACAGCCUCAAUACACACAGAAGGGUCUGCAGAACGCCAUGCAGCAGGAUGGCAAGCGUAGCAUCAGCUAUGACAGUCACAUUCAUUUGCAAAAUGUCAAUGGAAGAUUGCAGAGCAAGCCAUUGCCGCCGCCCCCACCUCCGCGGGAUCCAUUGCGACGCGUGCAUGUCGGCUCCCAUCUGGGAAAUGGCAGUUCGAGUGAUUUGCGCCCCGUCUCCUAUGCCUUCGAUCAGUGUGGCGUGCCUGUUUUGGGUUUGGGCGGUCGCUGCGUCUCCGACGAUCGCAUCUGGCAGCCACAAAUGCCGCAAUACCAAUCCGUGCACUCCCUGAACACACCCAGCUCUUCCAUUGUGAGCGCACCCGCUACCAAUGCGCAUCAUCGUCGCUUCAUAACGCGUGCCGAGCGCGAUGCACAACCUGGCAAGAAGUCGCUGCCCAACGGCAUUGAUUUCCAUUAUGUGGCCGAUGCCACACCACGUUCCAGGAAACCCAUACAUAUGCUGGACGCAACGUCAGCCACGGGCAGUUCCCUGGCUGUGGGGGAGUCGCCGCCACCAUCGAGCGGCAUUUUGCGUACCUCAAAGAGUGGUUUACCGACGCCACCUUCCACACCAGCCUCCCAUGCGGCUAGCGAAUUCUGGCAGCGUUUGGACGAGGGCUCGCAGCGUCUAACACGUGGUCGCAGUGUAGCCGAACCGGUGGCCAAGCCACGCUCUAUUAGCUCCUCGCGUGUGAACGAGUUACGCAGCUAUCCCAUACCCAUGUACUCGGAGGUGCAGAAACCAAAGCGUUCGCAACAAGCCGCACCACCACCAAUGCGCGAUGAGGUCGACAAUGUUAUCUGCGGCAGCUUGCACAUCAAACCCAGCGAGCAUAGUCAGCAGGAUAACUAUGUGGAGAUACGUAAUCGUGAUGUGCACAAAACGAACUCGAUGCCGCAUCAUUAUCAGCGACGUUCCGGUGAUUAUACAGCUCCAACUACCCCCACUACACCCAAUAAGUACGAUGAGUAUGUUGCUGAGAAGCGGGAGCAGCAUCAACAGGCGCCUAUAUUCUCCGCCGCUCCCCCUCUGCCCGAACGAAAGCCCAGUGCCCCGGCCAUUUACUUUCCGCGCAAGAAACCCGCCAAUCUGGAAGAGGCCAUCAAUGAGCUGGAAGCCAUAUACAAGUCGUUGGGGCUAACAGAACCGCCAGAGCCGAAGCAGCCGACAGUGGCACCAGCCGUGCCCGCUCCACGAGUUCGUGUGCCGACGCCCAGUGACUUCGAUAAGUUCGCCUUGGCUCAUGCUGACGAGUAUAACGAUGAGGAUUCGCCAACUGGCGAGCCCGAUCCAGUGCGCGAUGAUGUAGCCUAUCGAAAUCUUCAGUUGGCCAAUUUACAGCACAGAGCAUCAGAGAAGCAGCCACCCUUUGGAAUACCAGUUGGUCCCAUUGUUCCAGCACCACAAUCGGACUAUCUGCACGUAGAGCCGGUGCGUGAGAAGAAGAAGACCAGCUCACCGGACAUUGUCAAGGAUGAUCUGGCUGUUCGCGCUCUACGUAAGGAUCCUCCAGGUCCCAAGCCACAUUUUGUUUACCCCACGGGCGCUAUGCAAAAGAAACAUCGGGCCACACGCACCCAAUCGGCCAACAUCUACAAUUUGAUUCAACGAGAUGCGGCCAAACCUUCUGGUGGGGACCUUCGUAGCUACAUGGAGCUUACACGUAGCCUAGAGCGUGCUGGUAGCAUGUCGGAUCUACAUAGAGAGGCCGACACCAGUGACAUACCCGCCACUCUGGAUCUUCUGCGCAAACUGAAAGCGCAGGACGAAGAAGCAGCAUCCGCCAAGAAGCCGCACAUACCCUUCCGGCAUCCCAGUCAGGGUGGCGCCAUUGCCCAGCUUCCAGAACGCUUGACCAAUGCCAUCGAGGCACAGAAGACACCCGUGCCACUGCCACGCAAGAGCCUAACACCCGAGCCCAUCAUAGGUCAUCAUCAAAUGGAAGACGCGCUGAACAAGAUUGCCCAAGACGCUCAAGAGAGCAGUAUUAAGUUGAGCAAAGAACUGCAGGAGUUGCGAAAAGAGGCGCUCAUCACAUCUGCUCGCCCCAAACUGAAUGCCGAGGAGCAAAAGCUGGAGCAAGAGCUGCAGGAGAUUGAAGCCGUGUCGGAGGCAGCUAAGCGCUGUGGCAAAAUGCUUCUAGACACCCUACCCGAUGCACACGAGUUGCCUGAGGAGGUGUCAGCCAAACCCGCUCGGAAGCUACACAAGGAGGGAAAACUGAUCAAGGCGAUUGAUCAGGUCUCGGAGGCAGCCAAUGCCGUGUGUGAGAAGAUUCUCAAGGAUAUUGUGACCACCGAACCACCAGUCAUUGUGCACGAGGCUAUACAAGUGAAGCAGACGACGCCAUUGGCCACGUCGACAUCUGCGGACCAACCCCUAGUCAUGCCGAUACUUAUCAAGAAACUGGAUCCCAUACAAUCGGAGAAGAUUGAGGCCAUUGCCAAUCGUUGCAUGCGUCAAAUAAGCGAACUAGCGGCUGAAACGGCGGACUAUGACAAUCUGCAGAAUGCUGCUGCCUGUAAUAUGAACACUGGAGCUGGCGGCAACUCAGCUGAACCCACUCUCAUUUCUACCGUUCCAGAGGUAGUCGACCAGCAGCCAAAGACACGGGCCCAAGUCAAGGCGCAAACGCUCGAUGAUAUUGAUAAGAUCAUGCAGGAGUGUGAACGUCAGGCGCGCAACAACAGCCAGUCCACCAAGCACUCAGAUGUGUCCACAGAUGAUCAGCGUACGACGGCGCCGAGCAUGACGAGCAGCAGUGGCAGCGCGCAGGCGCAUCCAAGCACCACAGCAUCAUCCUUCUCCUCGUCCAGCGAUUGCCUAGCCAAAUCCUCCAGCCCAACGAACGCCAGCCGGCCGCUCUCCUCCAGCAUUACCUCGUUCAAUCCGUACUCCUCGAGCGACUACAUCAAGUCGCCGAGCAGCGAGUACACACAUGCACCCAGCACCGACCCCAUUAAGACCUUCAGCACCACGUCGUACGACGUGAAGUCGACCACAAGUGCUACACCAAACAUAACGAGCGGCAUGCACAGCACCAGCACGAGUAGUACGAAUUGCACCGACAACAAUCAAACCGCCAGUGCACCACCGUAUGUCUAUGCGCCGUCGCAGUCGCCAUCGCCCUCGCCGCCGCUCAACUUGACGCCUGUGAGCGGUCGACGACAGCGCUCGUCUUCGCCCUCGCAGUACAACUCCUCCGAGGAGUUGGCCGCCAUUUUUGGCAUCGAGGAGCAGCCGAAGAAACGCUCCAAAAUGGCAAUAACUACAGAAUCGGUCGCCCCAACGCAAAGCAGCGAUUUAGUCAGCAAUAAUAGACGUGCGGCCUCAAGUGACUUAUCCACAGCAUCAGCCACUGCCAAAACUAGCUGCCAGCAAACUCAACCACAACAGCAACAACAACCCGUCUCUGACGAUUCUAGCUCCCAGUCUCGAGCCUAUCGCGGCCAGCACCCCCAUUUCCAUCAUCACACAGCGCCCGCGUAUUACACAGACGUCCACUUGCGGAUCCAUACACCCAAUGCAGCGGAUGUUGCGGCACUGAAUGAGAACUAUCAGAGUGUCUAUAGCACACCCACACAGUUGGUGGGUAAAAACGAGAGAUUCUUCCCAAAGAGCAGCACAGCGACGGUAGCGCCACCGCCCAUAGCAGCCAGCUCCCGUUCCAAGUCCCCAACACCGGGAGGGAGUAGCAUCCCAAAACAACAACAACAACAACAUCAACAGAAGAACCCGCUGCGCUCAGCAUUUUUUCGUGGCGACUCUGCGGCGAUCGACAACACAAGACGCCGAAAUUUCGAACGCUGCGUGAAAUCAUCGCCAGCGUGUGCGAGCCCCACAAAAGGUGACGAACCACAAGAAACAACAAUUAGCUCGGCUUCUAAGGUUGCUUCCCCAAUUCAAAAAGUCCAUAGUAGUCGUAGUCUUAGUCCCCAAACUGCAGAAGUAGCGCCCGUAUCCGCUAGUCUAGUCUUUGCCUGCACCAACUUCAAGCCCAGCAGCAGUGUUGAGCAGCCGGCGGCCAGUGUUGAGCAACCAUCCUCAUCGGGCCGCAGCAGUCGGCAGCGGUUUGCCAGUCGCUCGAAACGCGCUGUGCGCGUGCGCAGCGAAUCACGACCUAUCAGCGCACUCUAUGACAUAAUAUGCAAGGAGAAGGGCCUCGACAUAGGCGAUACAACGACCACCAACGACGAGGAGGAGCACGAAAGCAGGGAGAGGGACAAGGAGAGAGACAGAGACAGGGAGCAGAAGAGGAAGGUCGACCAUUUGGCGCAACAGUCGCAAAUAGACGCAUCACAAACGAACGACACGCUGGCGACCUUUUGGGCAUUGCAUCAGGGCUACAACAACAAUGCGGCCGCAAUGAGCAGUGGCGUGCGCAAUCCCAAUCCGAAUCCCAAUUCCAGUAACUCACACGAUGGCCCAAAGCGACAGCUGGCGAAGAAGAAGCGCCAGUUGACCAAACAGCUUGCCAGUAGCGAUGAUGAUGACGAUGCCGAUGGCAAUGCGCUGCACUCUAGUCACAAGCAAACGAAUCUGCUGGCCAACAAGGCAGCCUCAUUGCCACCACCGGAGGCCAAUGCUGCUUCUCACUCAUUAUUACUAGCCAACAAUUACCUCAAUGAGAAUGCCUCAACUUUGCAACCGGAAUUGCCGGAGGCGCCGGUGAAUACCCCACGAUUGGCUGCACUGCAUGACCGCUGCUCCAAGAGCCUUGAAUCUUCGGCGAAGACAGCGCCGGCGCCCUCCAUCGAUGUGCUUAACUAUGCGGGCCAACCAUUCAGUACAGCCCGAAUGUUUGUCGAACCGCCGAAAAUGCCGAUGCCAGACCUAAAACGAAGACUGGUCACGGCCUCUGGCCCGGCCGCCGAGCCCGAUGAAAAAGCCAUUGAUGAUGGCCCGGACAUCUGUGGUCGUCUAGCCAAGGAAGAUGAGGCUGCGAUUAACGCUGAUGCGGGCUAUCAGGGCGAGGUGCUGGAUACAUUAGCACGCUGGCAACAGGAACUCUGCCCAGCAACCACUAGUAGUAGUAGUUGUGCCAACCACGAUAAUUUGUUUGUAAACGGUGCUAAUGGUCAUCAAUCACCCACAACACAUCAUCAGCCUCAAGUAGAACAACAUCAUUCAACAGAAUAUCAUUCGAAUACAAACCAUCAUCAUUCGACUCAGCAUCAACAUCAACAUCAGCAUCAAGCCACCAAUGCGCGCAGAUUCAUAACGCGUACACCGCGCUCCGCGAGUCGCCAAAGUGUCCACUCAUCACCACCACCACCAGCACCACUAACAACAACAACAACAACAACAGGAGCAGUCCAUUAUCGCAGCGACUCCUCCUCCUGUUCGCCAUCGCCAACCCGCAGGCGACACUCGCCGCAAGCUCCAGAAGAUUAUUGUUACUCGGCCCUUGGCGAUCAUAACUCGUCGGCGAACGGCAACAGUUCGGCUUAUGAGACGGCGGCCACCAGUGUGAUGACCCACAACACAGCCACCUUGGCGCCACAACAGCAACAACAACAACAAAAACAACAACAAGAGCAUCAGGCAGGCAACGCCGUCGUAGUUCCUAAACCAGCACCCGUGCCCAGCUUGGAGGCGCCUCAAUCCGCAACAGCAGUCAUCAAACGUGCCGACAGUGGACAUUUGACAGCUGACGUCAGAGGUAAAGCUGCCAUUGUUGCCGCCAACGCCAAAUGCAACGUUAAUUGCAAUUGCAACAACAAUCACAACAGCAGCAGCAGCAGCAGCAGCAACAACAACACUCACUCCACAUACGCCAACGCCCACGCUAACGCCACGCCCAUGCCGCCUCUCGCUAAUGCCAACAAUGCGCCGUUAAUUGUGCUGAAAGCCACAACAGCAGCAGCAGCAGCAGCAACAGCAACAACUACAACUUCGGCAACAGCAGCAGCCGCAACUUUGGCGCCCUCGCCCACGAAGCGUCGAAAGAAUCCAUUGUCGCCAUUGCGAAUUAACAGCUCAUCCUCCCCAGCCUCAGCUUCGGCUUCGGCUUCGGCUUCAGCCUCGACAGCUCCUUCGUCUUCAUCUUCGAAUCAGCAUAGUCCGCUUUUAGGCGCCAGCACCUCUCCGGCCGUUCGCACUAAUAAGACGAGUCGCUUGCGCGCCGCUGCGCUUGACAAGAAAAAGGAAGAGGAAUUGCAUCAGCGCCAUCCACGCUACAGCUCUCCCUCCUCGCCGCGUCAGCCCACGACCCCAACGGCACGUCGUCUCAGUUCCUGCGAGCUUUCGCCGAAAUCGCCCAGCGGUUCCCUAUCCGAGCCUAGUGCCGCCAUCCCCUGCAGCAGCAACAGCAGCAGUCGCCUGCCUGUACGUUCUGCUUCGCAGCCGGCGGAGACGUCACCGGUGAGCCGCCGACUUGUGCCCACAGCUACCAUCUCCAUGAAACAGAAUCUCAGCGAACUUCAUUUCAUGGGAGGCAGUCCACCGAGUCCGCAGAAAACUACGGCUGAGUGUACGCUGCGCAUGCGGCCGCGCAGCUCCACAAUGUGCACGGAUCGAGAGACCAAUGGGAAGCAGUCGCAGCAGCAGCAGCAGCACCGAGACAACCUGACAACCCUGCAACUGAGUCCGGUUCAGAAGCAGCAGAAGCAACGAACGCCCGAUUGCUCACCCCGUCGCCUUGGAGACCGCGACAAAUCGGCGAAACGUAAAUCGAAUUUAAAUCGUUCCCAAAACGAGGAAGCUACACAGGAUGGUGACGAUGCGUUGGCCACACGCCGCCGUCGACGUCGUGAACUGGGCAUGGCUCGUGCAUUGAUCCCAGGCGAAGAUGCUGUGCUGCGUGAACUUCUACAGUCCCCGCAAAAAUCCUCAUGCAGCGAGUCCACGGCCAACUCCAAGUCCGAGCCGAGUCGCAGCUCGAAGUCAUCGGCAGCAAACAGCAGCAAUAAUAGCAAAGCCAUAAAUGUGCCCCCUUUGCUGCAUCCCGAGGUUCCUGUACGCACGCUGACAGCUGUGCUGCCACCGCCCAAAUCCUUGAUUGGCACAUCACGCGUGAGUCGCCGCAGCGAUACUUUGCCAUUGGGGGGUGCAUUGCGCAAACAGCGCACUGAGGAUGUCAAUCAUAAGGUCAACGAACGUACCAAAAGCGAUCUUGCCGAGAUCAUGAAGAUUGCUGAACAGGCCAAUGCAGCGGGCGGUGAUGAGGUCGUGAAGACGCACGAUGCUCGUGAAGAUCGUGAUGCUGGCGGUUACGAAGCAAUGCCCAUAUUGAAGAUGUCGCCCAUAUUGCGUCGCAAGAGCACGGAUGAAGCUCAGCUGUUGGCAAACAGUAACUCACAGAGCUCUCCCCCAGCGCCCAAUCAGAUUGUGUCCAUUCUGAAGAAGAAGGAACAUGCCUUCGGGGAGUGCAGCUCCGCUUCCAGCAACGCCUCACCAGUGACCUUCUCAGCUAAUGUGGUGGAUACGCCCACCAAACAUAAGCGUCAGGGCAUAUUGAAGAAGCGUUCCAGUCUGGACGAGUCACGUUAUUAUUCGCGCUCGCACUCGCCGGACGAGCGGAGCAUUCUAAUUAAGUCUGCGCGACGAAAUUCGUUGGAGGAGGCCCUGGGCAGCAAUUCCGGCCUAGCCCAAGCGCAUCUGCAUCAACAACAACAACAACAACAUGGUAUACUAAAACAGAGCAGCUACGACAGCAGCAAGAGCGAUGGCUGUCCCUCGGCCAACGAAUGUCAGCCUCAUAGCAUACUGAAGAAGAAGGAUUCGCUCUCUACUCCUUCAGAUGGGGGCGCACAUGUAUCCAAGCACGUCUCGAUAUCCCAGGCUGUUACUUUGGCUGCUGCCGAGCUGGGGCGCGCGGCAAACGAAGGAGAACAUCAUGCUCUGGACGACUCGUACGUAACUCCGAAUAAUGAAGAAUAUGAAAUACGGCCGAUUUUGAAACAAGAGAGCACAUCCAGCGAAGAGGCGGCUCGACCACCGAAGCCCAUACUAAAGAAGAAAUCCUUUAGUGAUGCCGAUGAGCAGGAAAUUCGACCCAUUCUGAAGACAUCCCGCAAGAGCAGUCGCGAAGAGUUCGAUCUGAGUGGCCUGCCCAACGAGGGUGGCGAAUGCAAUGGCGAACCAUCAGGAGUCCGACCCAUACUUAAAACGGAUUCACCUUCCAAACGUCGCUCCUUGGGCCACGAGUCGGGCGCCAAUUCCCCUGGAUUGCUGAAAAGACGCACGCGAUCCUUGGAACGUCAUGAUGUGCCGCCAGUGCCGGAUCUAGCGGCAGCGCUCAAUGCCAUUUCCUCGUCCCAGGCAGUUGCAUCCGCUGCGUCGCCCAGCUCAUCUACAAAUGUUGUUCCCGCUCCCACCAGCAGUCUGUCCGUGGCUGAGCGUAUUAAGAAUAUGGAAAAGCUAACUACGCCACCAGCGCGGGCGGCCAGCAUCAACACUAGUUGGGAAUCGCCGUUGCAGCACGGAGCAGAGACUGCAGCAGACCAGGGAACGCCUAAGCUGCUGAAGCCGAGCGUCCUCAGACGGGACCUCUAUCGUGAGCGCUACAAGACGCAGCCGGUGACUAGUGAGGAGAAGAACUUCUUCAAAGCCAACUUCACGCCCUUCGACAUCUCGGCCACGUCGGCCUUCAAGCCGACCAAACCGUUGGACAUACGCGCCUCACAACUGCAACAGCAACAGCAGCAACAACAACAGCCACUGAUAUCGCCCAUUACCGGCCAGCCACUGAGCAGCGUCCCGCCACCACUGUUGCUCUCCUCAUCCACUCACUCGUGCACCGGCGCCGGCUUUGGCGCCUUCAAGCUUUCGCGCAGCUCCACGCAGCCGCUGCAGUCGCCGCGCGUCGUCAGCUUGGCGCAGAGCACGUCAUCGAUUCCGCAUCUGCCGCAACCGCCGCAGCGCCAACAAUCUAUAAACGAUAGUGCCCAGAGUCUCAGCGAACAAUUGACGCUCUCCGUGGGCAACGACAGUGGACUGAUCUUCCAAAUGUCUGGUCUGGAGGAGGACUCGGCGCAUCAGUCGCUGGGCGACGAUGCCUCGACCACGCAAUCGAGUGGCGUCGGCGUGGGACGCAGCAACAGCGUUCGCGCACGCGCCAACAUGUUCCAGCAAUUGCAGGAGCAGACCCGCAAUCGCCGCGAGUCUGCCGGACUGGAGCAGUCGCCAUCGAGCACAGCAGUCAACCGUCAAUCAACCCCACGUCAUUCGCCACCACCGUUAACAGCAAAGUCCACGCCCUCCGCCUCCGUUUCCACGCACGAUGUAGAGCUGCGCACACCGAACACAACACGGGAUGCUGACGAAGAGUUCGAACCCUCAUCGCUCUCGCUGGCCGAUCGUCUGGCCUUCUUCAGCAGCCUGUGCGAGGGCGGCGGCGGCGGCGGAGGGUCCGGGAGCAGCGCCGGCCGCCUGCGCAGCCGCACGAGCAGCUACACGCGCAGUCCGCCCUACUCCUCCAUCGAGCGCUGCAGCAGCGUCAACUCGUAUAAUUCGCACAACUCGUGCAAUGGCAUCGGCGGCGCCAUUCCCACCACUCCCCGGAGCAGCACUACGACGAGCAGUGCCAGUGUCACGCCCACGCCCAUGCCCAUGGAAUGCUCGCCCAUACUGCACGAGGUGUGCGAGCAGUCGGAGAGCACGCUGGAGACGGCAACGCCGCUCCAGUCGGAGGCAGGCGUGUGCGUCUCCCCUUCGGCCUCCAUGCAAACGCUCAGCAAUGGCGGCGGCUACCAUGAGCUGAAGCGCUCAGCCACAGCCCCCAUAGGAAACCACAUGGACAUUGGGCAGCCAGCAGCGCCAGAGAAGGCGGCUGUGGACGGAGUCGGGGCGCCCACCGUACGACGCAUUCGUUUGCGCACAGUGGGCAAGCUGGUGCUGCCGCAGACAUUCCUCAGCGAUCGCAACAACAAUGUGAACAAUCAGAGCUGUGCGGCGCGCCUCCAGACGCUGGAGGAUCUGCAGGUGACGCUGGGCUCGCGCAAAAUUGGCAAAAUCAAGUCGCCGUUCAUCGAACAGCAGCAGCAUCAUCAUCAGCAGCAGCAGCAGCACUCCACGCCCACUGAGUUGUGCAGCAAGUCGCCCAAAUUCGACUACAAGUCGACGCCGCACAGCUAUGGAGUGAGCAGUGCGUCCAAGAUGCACAGCAGUGCCAGCGACAGCAGCGAUGACACGAAUGCCUCCGACUCCGGCAAAGAGAACUGUGCGGCCAAUCAGCAGCAGCAUCAGCAACAACAGCCGCCGGAGAGCACAAAUGGCGGAGGCGGUGGAGUACUGGAGAUGCGCCGCAAGCUGACGCGCUUGGUGAAUGGCGUUGGAGGUGGCAGUGGAGGUGGAGGUGGAGGUGGAGGCAGUGGCCAGCAGCAAACCAAAUCAGUGCCCAUUCAAAGACGACACACCACAGAGAUCAGCAACAGCAGCCUAACAAGUGCUGCCAACACCAACAACAACAAUAGGCGGCCCAACUCGUUUGUGGAUCAGCGAUUUGCCAAAUAUUUUGGACUGAAGGAGACCUUCGAGACGACAACCACUUGUGUGCCGCUGGCCAAAACCCAGUCGGCACCGCCACAACCACAGUCGCUGCCAUCCGAGGCCCGCAACGCUCAUGUGCGUCUGCCCGCCAACGGCGAGACCAACAAUCUCGUGCAGAAGCGUCGAGAGCUGCUGAAGCGCACACGCACCAUGACCCUGGAAAUAUCGGGACUGUCAGCGGGUCCUUGUCCGUCCAGUCCCACAUCGAUGCCCAGUGCCAAGCGGGCGCAUUCGCCGGCCGCGAAAACAACGAUGCGCAAAACGCUCAUCUCCUGCUUUGAGGAUAUUGUGAUCACGCAGGAGGAUCUGCACAAGGUGGGGCAUGAGUUCAGGCAGCUGGAUGUGACGCCCAAGGAAUUGUAUACGGCUGGCCAGGACUUCAAGCGACUCUUUGGCGAAAUACUGCAAGAAACUGUUGCUUAGAAUGGCCAAGGGAAUGAACGCUUGCCACAGCCGCCACAACCAUCGUCUUCCCUUUGAAAAAUUGUACAUUUUGGCUCAAAUUUCAAAAUUUCACAAAUUUUUCGACAUCGUCUUCAAAAUAUAUACAUAAUUGGCUAAUUCUGGUGCGGCUUGGCAACAAAAAGCAUUAAAAAUAAACUAUAAAUGAAGAGAGAGGCGCCUCUCUGCUGCUCUCUUAAAGUUUCUCUCUUUGCUCUUAGGUCAGCCCGUCAGCUGUUUGUUUAGUGCAUCCCUGAGUUGUGCUCAUUGUGAUAGAUGCGUCUCUAUUCCCUAUCUCCCUCGCUCGCGCUCCCUCUCUCUCUCUCUCUCGCUAGCACAGAGCGCUUUUAAGCUGACCCCUUAGUUAGUCGCCAAAACGAAACGAACUUAAAAACGAAAUGAAUUCAAAAUAUUUAGAUUGGAAAGUAAACAAGCAUUGUAAUUUAAAAAAAGAACAACAACAAACAUUUAAACCAUAUAUUUAUGUUAAAGAACAACGCGUGUAUUCCAUGGUUAAAGCAGGCCAGCAAACUUCCAGUUCAAGUUAACGAAUUAAUUAUGCAUUUUGCAAAGCCUUUUAUUUUAUUAUCAACACAGGCACAGGCACAUGCAUAUGCGUAUGUGUGUGCGUGUGUUGUAAACGAAUUGUACCUUAAACGGCAUUAUUAUUAUUAUUAUUAUUACAGUUAUUAUUAUUAUUAUAAUUAUUGUAAUAUUUAAAUAUACAUACAUAUAUAUACAUA
Scaptodrosophila lebanonensis is the source of this 13360-nucleotide messenger RNA. Its product is annotated as pneumococcal serine-rich repeat protein-like. The transcript has 11 exons. Lineage: Eukaryota; Metazoa; Arthropoda; Insecta; Diptera; Drosophilidae. The record is from RefSeq and is a predicted model, not a curated record. The coding region runs from base 687 to 12599 and encodes 3970 amino acids.